Molecule: messenger RNA, 1044 nt
Organism: Trichomonas vaginalis G3
Lineage: Eukaryota; Parabasalia; Trichomonadida; Trichomonadidae
Product: P-loop containing nucleoside triphosphate hydrolases family
Exons: 1
Coding region: 1-1044 (347 amino acids)
Source: RefSeq, a predicted model, not a curated record
AUGGGACCUCUUCCAUUUAUUUAUAACGCAGGCGUUAUCAAAUUGCUUGGCCAAUAUUUAGAAACACAACCAUCUCGACACACAUUCUUUAUUUACGGUCCAUAUCAAUCCGGAAAAACAAGGACUUUAUUACAUGUUUCAGAAUUAUAUGGUCAAAAAGGAUUUUUACCGAUCAACUUAGAUUUUUCAGAUGCAAAGUCUAUUGAAGAGAUAAUUGGCUUCGGAAAAUUAAGUAUCAUGCGUUCUAUUAGUGAUCAUACAAAUUAUCUUAAAAAUUUAACAGUCAACGUCACCGUCAAACCAAAGAAAAACGCUAAAAUUCUUACACCAGAAGAUCUUCAACUAAUACAACGCAAAAUCGCUUCUUUACCACUACUUCAAGAGAAAUUAUUAGCAGAAUUAGAUCGUUCUAAGACAGAAUCUGAUGGUCUCAAAGACUUCUUUGGCCAUCUAGAGGAUGCUUUUGACGAUUUCAGGCCUGCAGUCUUUAUUGCUGGUGGUCAAAAUCUUCAACAGCAUUGUUUGCCACUUUACAACGCUAUUCUCUCUCAUGCCGCACAUAAGGACCAAUACAUGGACAGAAUUCCUCUUAUUAUUGAAACAUCAAAUGCAAUUUUGAAGAUGAAAGUUUGGCCACCUCAUUUCAGAUUGGUUGAAGUCUCUAAAGUCACUGAUCCAUAUAAGUACUUCGUUAAGGACGUUCACUGCUUUACAAGACGUGAAAUGAAACGUAUUAUGGUCGUUGUCGGACCACACGGCGGUGAAAUAGAGUCAGUCUUCGAACAGCUUAAAAUUGGCUACGAGAUAGAACAUGCUUUGAAGGAACGUGUAGAUAAUUUGAAAUUUAUACGCGAUUAUCAGCUCUACGGCACUAGAUUUGGCCAAGAAGUAUGCAAGACAGGUAGAAAGUACUUUGAACAAAUCAAUUCUACAGAACCAUUUGCUCCUCUUGUUGUUAAUGGUUAUGUUUAUAUUGAUAAGUUCAAUAACCUUGUUCCUGCCAAUAAAAUUGUUCAGAAAUACAUUUGUAAAGCAAAUCCUUAA